GCGCGCGCGUCCCCACCCUCCGGCGCCCCUCCUGCAGCUCGCGCUAAAGAGGCGUGCUCGCGCAGAACUUCACACAAACACACGGAGAGGCGGCAGGAGCGCAGCUGGUGCACGAGUUCGGGAAAACGACGUCGGUCAUGUCUGCGGAAGAAGCGGCCGCGCAGCAGCAGCAGCAGCAGGUGGGGGGUGAUCCGGCGCCGGCCCCCGAGUCCCAGCAGCUGCAGCAGCAGCAGGACCCCCCCACCUACCGGUGCCUCGUGCUCACGGGCCACGGCGGCUACGACAAGGUGAAGCUGCAGGUGAAGAAGGGGCUGCCGGCGCUCGCCAAAGGCGACGUGCUCGUGCGCGUCAAGGCGUGCGGCCUCAACUUCGCGGACCUCAUGGCGCGACAGGGGCUCUACGACCGGCUGCCGCCGCCGCCCGUCACCCCCGGGAUGGAGUGCUCCGGCGUGCUGGAGGCGCUGGGGGAGGGGGUGCAGGAGCGGAGGGUGGGCGACAAGGUGUUGGUGCUGCACCGGUGCGGCCUGUGGCAGGAGCUGGUGGCGGUGCCGGCCAACCACACCUUCCUCAUGCCGGAGGGGAUGAGUUUCGAGGAGGCCGCCGCCAUUCCCGUCAACUACAUCUCCGCCUACAUGAUGCUCUUUGACUUUGGCAACUUGCGGCCCCACCAGAGCGUACUGGUGCACAUGGCGGCAGGGGGCGUUGGCAUCGCCGCCGCUCAGCUCUGCAAGACGGUGGAGGACGUGACCGUGUUCGGAACGGCGUCGGCCAGCAAACACGAGGUCAUCAGCCAAGGAGGCGUGACUCACGCCAUCGACUACCGCAGCCGCGACUACGUGGAGGAGGUGCGCAAGCUCAGCCCCAAAGGUGUUGACAUCGUCCUGGACCCUCUGGGUGGCUCUGACACCCAAAAGGCCUUCAACCUGCUGAAGCCCAUGGGCAGAGUGAUCACGUACGGCGCCGCGAACCUGCUGACGGGUCCUAAGAAGAACCUGCUGGCCAUGGCCAAGAUGUGGUACAACCAGUUCUCCAUCAGUGCCCUGAGCCUCAUGCAGAGCACCAAGGGUGUGUGUGGUUUCCACCUGGGUUAUCUGGACGUUGAGUCCGAGCUGGUGUCCAGCGCCAUGAGCAAACUGCUGGAGCUGUACGGCCAGGGCAAGAUCGAGCCUCGCGUGGACUCGACGUACCACUUCGAGCAGGUGGGCGACGCGAUGCGGCGAAUGCAGGAGAGACGCAACAUUGGUAAAGUGAUCCUGCUGCCGGAGCCCAAGAAGGAGGAGGAGGCCAAGAAGGAAGAGCCCAAGAGUGAGAAGACAGAAGAGACCAAGAAAGAAGAGAACUGAGGCCUGGGGGUGGGGGUGGGAUGCGGUGGGGGCAUGGGUGCUGGACAGGAAACCGAAAUGCCUGUCUUUGGGGACUGCGAUUAAAUUGUAGGGGUCGGGGUGGGUUGGAUCGCAUUAUCACAUAAAGCAGUCACCUGGAAGCCAUCUGUCGUCUAGGCCUGGUUUGGUCUUUGACCUCCAUUCCUUAGUCCAUGAUUGACCGGGGGGGUUGAUUAUGAUUAUUAGUAGUAACUCAAGUUAUUGGGAGGCUUCAGCUUUUUCUCAACACUCCUGGUACUUGUUUCAGAUGUUGGGUUGAAGGUCCUUGGGGACUGUGGCUGGCUUCCAGAGUGUGGUGGGGGGGGGACUGGCAACAGGCUGACCUUUUCUGCGCGCACACACAUCAAUACCGGUCCACAGACAAAGUAAGUAGUCGGGUCCCCCCAGGCAGCAUGUCUCAAACUCACACCUUCAUAUUCCACGUACAUCAACGUAAGGUGUAACAUUCUGUUUAGUAAUGGAAUGUUCUGGAACUCACCCCUUGUCUCUGCUACUGUAUGCAGAUGAGCUCUUCACAAUUACUUGACACUUAAUUUGCUUUCCGCUCAUUCUUCCUCUCUCAUGUAUGGCUAUCUUCCCCCCCCAAAGAUAGCUGGCAUAACAGCCUUCCAGCUUGCUGGGCUGUAUGACAAGGUCGGUCUGCCUGCCGAUCUCCUCUGCACUUCCUGUCAUUCUGCCCAGAGGACGCAGAGCUGACGUCUAACCCCGGCGCUAUUGUCAAAGAACAUAUCCGUCCCGUGACGACAUGCUCCACCGAGUGGAACUCUGCACAGGAAGUCCACUUUGAGCUCAUGGGAGGAAAUGCGCUCAGUUGUAGCGGUGUUACCAUAACAGUCGCAUAGCAGCCAGCUGCUCCCAAACACCCCCCCCCCGCCACACCGUGCGCCACUGGUGAAGUUUCUCUUUAACACCCUUUGUCCCCACGCACUUCCGGUGCUGCCUUCACCGCAGGGGGUCCUGAGGGAAACGCUGCCCCCUGUGGCCGCGGCAAGAACAGCGCUGCGUCCUCGACCGCAGUGCUGGUGUUUGUCUGCCAGGGGUCCAGGGUCCGCUCUGCAUCUGCGAGUCCUGACUGAAGGCUGAAAGCUUCCUGUUACCGUGGGGUGGGUGCACUUUGGCAUUCUCUUCCUUCAGUCAUUCCUCAGUCAGCUUUUGCUCCCGUGACGAAAGUGUUCCUUGUUGCUCUUUCACACUCUGCCUGCUGUGGAAAGGAGGGAAAUGAGACGUGACGCAUUGCACCCCCCCCCCCCCCCCCCACCGUGACGGUGUCAUUUUAGCUGUGUGCUGGGAGUGACGAGUUCCAGAAUGACCAGUGUGGCUCUUCUGUUCAAGGGUUUGAUGUGUAAUGUUGUAAACGCAACACAGGGACCUUCUAUAGUCCUGCGAUGUGAUCCCCCCGACUGUGCCGAACUACCAGACUCACGAUGCAUUUGACCGCAGAGAAAAUAACAUCCUGAGGUCCAGAGGCUAUUUUUUAAUCAUUAUUAUGAAGUGCCUGAGGGCCUGUUUAUUUCCCAAAAUCCCCACGCAAACAAAUCUUCAGCCUGUCGCUCUUCUCCGAAUAUUUACUCUGCUUUAAGAUUUAAAGCCGUUCUCUGCUCUUUGGUCUCGGUGGCUUUCGCGGUCGUACCGGAGCGGGGCGGUGGGCUGCGAUUCCGAGUGCCUGAACGGAAAGAGGACAGGAUCCACAGCGCCUGGGGAAAUGGAUUCGUAGGCCACGUGGACGCGCUUGUCAGCCUUAGAGACCUUGGGGCACUAGAACCACCGGCGAGGGCCGGAGGGCAGACCCCCCGAGGAGGGGCACCGCGUUGGGUUCCGCUGGAUCCCCUCCCGUAUUUCUCAGUCGUUUUGCUGAGAGGCAAAUAGAUGUUUUUCUCAGCUGCAGGCGUCACUCGCUGACUCCGAGGGGACUGUCCUGCGCCUCCAGAAGAAGCCUGUGGUUUGCAUUCCACUCAUCUGUGUGUCGGGAUCCGCAGGGAAGAGAAGACGCCCUUCCGCGCAAUCCUUCCGGAAACUUCUCCGUUUCAGCCUUAGAGACACGCAAAGAUUCACUCCGCUUCUUUGCUGGAGGAAGUAGUUUUUUUUUUUUUUUUUUUGGGAAGCUUCUUCCAGAAAAGGAAGGUUCUCAUUAGAUUUCCCCCCCCCGGUACGGCACUCUUCUGAUGAAUCUUCCAGCUUUGUGACCCUGCGUCGUGUCACCAUUGGGCUUCGAACCCUUGCCUGUCUGGCUGACCCAGGAAAAAGGUUUCGGUGUUCAGGUCACAAACCCAUUGGAGCCGUUUUGGGCGCUUUGCACAAACAGUCCAUGUAAACGUUUCCCCUCUUUAAUACCAUAGUAGCUGCUCGAUGGAUGAGUCUCAUCGUGCAACGUGUUCGUCUCUGUCCUCGAGUCACUACUUCAUGUACCGCAGUAAGGACCAGCAUGUCACGCUGCCUGUUCUGGUGUUUGUCCCAGUGCCUUAACCGCUGCCAGUGCCCUUUUUCUCUGGACCGCAGCGGCGGGAGGCGUACGGGUCUAGAAACCUGGAGGAGGACACACACUUGGCACAGGAUGUGUCUGGCCGACCGCUGACCCUCCUGUGUAGCUGCAGGGAGGGGCUCCAGGUGCACCGCGGUAACUCCCAUUGCCUUGACUUACUGUGACGUCCCUUCCAGUGUUGGAUACCCCCCCCCACAGUGCCACACAGGACCAUUGUUUCCAGGCUACUGGAUGCCUUGGGGCCCAUCUGUCCACUUAGCAUAUUCCUUUUUUAUUUAAAGUCAUGGUUUUCCACAAAACUCUUCUCUACACUUAAAGCCUUUGAACAAAUGCUGCUUCUGUGCUCCAGUCCAGCUUGACGGCACUGUGUGGCGCCAGUCAUAUGGACCAGACCUUCUAUUGCUUCUCUGCCUAUUGUUACCAUGUGCCUUAAGUGUUUACGACAGUAAAUAAAACGCUCAGCAGAAA
Messenger RNA from Scleropages formosus (Asian bonytongue), 4329 nucleotides. Its product is annotated as synaptic vesicle membrane protein VAT-1 homolog. Gene Ontology annotation, cellular component: mitochondrial outer membrane. Bases 138 to 1343 code for a protein of 401 amino acids. Gene Ontology annotation, biological process: negative regulation of mitochondrial fusion. NCBI's taxonomy places the organism in Eukaryota, Metazoa, Chordata, Actinopteri, Osteoglossiformes, Osteoglossidae. The transcript has 6 exons. Gene Ontology annotation, molecular function: oxidoreductase activity. The record is from RefSeq and is a predicted model, not a curated record.